UUGAGCAGAUUUAACCACAGUUCUAUACACUUGUACAGAAGCGUUUAUUUCAAGGAAGGUAGAUUUGAGCAGAUUUAACCAGUUCUAUACACUUGUACAGAAGCGUUUAUUUCAAGGAAGGUAGAUUUGAGCAGAUUUAAGCACAGUUCUAUACACUUUACAGAAAAGUUGACUUCAUGGAAGGGUCGGAGAGAAGAAAACUGUAAACAAAAUGGCGUUCUUUGAGUUUGAUUUCUGAAGUUACCAGCAAGGUGAUGGCCUUCAACAAAUAUGCUAUUCAACAUUGGCAGGAUGCUUGCUGUCUUUUGGAUAGACAGAACUACAGAGAAGCUUCUAGAAAGCUGCUAGAAAUAGAGAAGCCUUCUGCAAAAAUUCUCUUCAAUCUUGGUUGUAUUUGUAUGCUAGAGGGCUCAUACAGUGAGGCUAUAGAGUAUUUCACAAAGAGCAUCAACCAAGACAGGUACCUGGCCAUCUCUUACUUUCAAAGAGGUGUCUGCCAUCACCAUUUGGGCAGAUAUGACUGUGCAAAAGAUGACUUGACAUCAGUCAUGUUGAGUUACUCCACAGAGGGGGAGACGUGUGACAGCAUCAACUACCAGCAGCUGGGGGCGGCCAUUGCUUUAUCACGGCACACAGUGGAAGAUUGCCUGGCUGUGACUGAACAGUGCUACACACUUAAGAGAGCUCUACAUCUUCCUAGUGUGCCAGUUGUUGACUGUGUCUUCAGACCUGCCAAAAAGCUGGUCGCUAAUUUAGGAAAACAAGACUACCUGGGGAGUGCCCAGGUGAUUUCUUCUGUUGAAAAUGAGGUUGUGAUGGAGCAUAGAGAGAUAGCCAAUGCUAAACUCAAGUCACCUCAGACAGCCAGAUGUGAUUUGGUCGGACAAGGAAAAGACUUGGACCUCCCUGCCACACCCAAUCGUCCCCCUCCACGGUUACCUGCUAAAGCCUCUCUGUGUCCAACAGGCAAUGACGGAUCCACUCCUGACCACACCUGUGGUCCAGUCUUACCUGCAGGACCAGGUAGGCUUGGGCUGACAGUUACAGCCCACAAGCCCAUUCUGUCACAUGUCACAGCUUUACCAAAGUCUAGAGACCAGAGUCCAUCUUGUGUCCAGGCACCAAAUUCUAGAUCCCAAAGUCCAUCUUAUUUACAUGUCCAGGCACCAAAUUCCAGAUCCCAGAGUCCAUCUUGUGUCCAGGCACCAAAUUCCAGGUCGCAAAGUCCAUCAAAUUUACAUAUCCAGGCACAAGGUUUCAGGUCCCAGAGUCCAUCUUGUCCAAAGGUCCCAACUCAGAAAACAGAAACUCCCACUUUAAACACAAGUGACCUUUCAUCUUUGACCAGUGACAGAGGUCAGCCUAAUGUUCAAGGGGUCACUUCCCCACUCAAAACAAAUAUUCCCCCUCCCUCCCGUCCCCCACCCAGAUUAAAGAAAUAACCCAAUGUUUCUUCUGAUCAUACAACGGGCUAUAAUGGUACAUUUAUCUUAUAAUUCCAUCUAGAGAACCACAUUUAUCCACUAUCUAUACAAGUUUUAAGUAGCCCUGGAUCCUUCUCCUUUGUCUUUCAUGGUUUCUUCUGGUGUUUUCAUAUAGCAACCCACAUUGCUUUCAUCAUCUCUAGUUGUGUUUUCUUCAAGUCUUUCUUGUACCACCAUUUGUGUUUUUAUUAAAUGUUUUGUAAAAUGUCAAAUAAGAAAGAUAUAUUUACAUGCUUUAAAAUAUGCACUAUAUAUUAAAAAUAUAAUGUGACGUUAUAUAGAAAUAUAUAGAUUACUAAUUAGUACUUCAUGAAUCAAUCUUUAAUUGAUUUGUAAUAAAUGAAUUCAACAUCUAAUUGGGUGAAAGAUCAUGUUACCUUGCACUAUAAUCAGAGUGGGACCUGUGUUAAGUAUAAAUUAUAUCUAUGAGGUGGGUGACCUGUGUUAAGUUUAAAUUAUAUCUAUGAGGUGGGUGACAUUUUGAUUUCAAGCUUUCACCCGUGACUAAUAAGAUUUCAAAAGCUUGUAAAAAAAAAGAAUUGUUGUAAUAGAAUAAAAAAAAUAACCAUAUUUUCUUGAUGAAAUGUCUAGAUGUGUUAGAAAUUUUUUUAAUGUGUGGGCAACAAUAAUUUUAUGACUGUUGGUUGGUUCAACAAGCUAAUUAUGUGUAACGAUGCUUUUAAAUUUCCCUUUUUACUUUAUGUACAGUAUUUUAAAUGUAUUUCCAGUUUCCAGUAUUAUCUAUAUACAUUUCAAACCACUAUCUCCCACAAACAAUACAUGUAUUAUGUUGUUAUAACCAGCUAAUAUGGAUAUACAAUAGAUGUUAUUGUUGUGUGCAACUCACCAAAGGCUUAAAACUUGUGUUGACUUCGUGAUACAAGUGAUUUUGUUUAUUAUGUGAUAUAUUUACUUUUUGUAUAUAUUUUGUAUAUAUUUAUAUAUACU
This is a messenger RNA of Physella acuta, 2432 nucleotides long. Its product is annotated as NADPH oxidase activator. The record is from RefSeq and is a predicted model, not a curated record. Gene Ontology annotation, molecular function: protein binding; superoxide-generating NADPH oxidase activator activity. Gene Ontology annotation, biological process: superoxide anion generation. Lineage: Eukaryota; Metazoa; Mollusca; Gastropoda; Physidae.